UGAUAUGUGACCCGAUACUUUCUUCCAGGUUUUUCUUUAAAGGAAUAGUGGCGUUAUUUAAAACAGUAGCUUUUAAAAGAUAUGGUUAAAGCAGGGGAGAAAACAGCCCACCUGUAAUUCUCGGUAUUUUAACUUAGGUCCCGCGUCUGGGGAAUCCUCCUAGGUCCUUGAAGCUAGGCAGUGAAGUAAAAAAGCGACUACAACUCUUGGACUACAACUCCCAAGAGACAUUGUGUCCACAUCCUCUGCGCACGCUCGACCUCUGUGGCUGCGUAGGGCACCGAGCCGAGGAGGCGGGGCUUGGGCCUAAGCAGCGGCCGUGGGCGGGGCUAGAGGCGUGGCCACAAAGGGGGCGGUGCUGCCGGCGAGGCCCGGAACACGCUAGCGGAGUGGAAGAUGGCGGCGGCAGCGGUGGCUGCAGCCGGGACCCCAGUCGGGCUGAGGCGGAGGAGCCGCCGGUUCUGACCUCGCUCUGGCUCCAGUGCGCGCGGCGGAGCGUGUGCGAGGCCCCGCGCGUCGGGAAGGGGCGGCGGCGACUGCGCGCCGCCUUGAGGAGCGUCCCGGCGGCGGCGCGGCUGCGGCUGAGGAGAGAGCCGGCUCCGGGCCUCCGCGUCCUUCUGCUCCCCGGGCCCCCCGCCUCCUCGGGGGGGCGGCGGCGGCGAUGUUCUCGGUCCUCUCGUACGGGCGACUGGUGGCCCGCGCUGUGCUCGGCGGCCUCUCGCAGACCGACCCCAGGGCCGGCGGCAGCGGCGGCGGCGACUACGGGCUCGUGACGGCCGGCUGCGGCUUCGGCAAGGACUUCCGUAAGGGCCUCCUUAAGAAGGGCGCGUGCUACGGAGACGAUGCGUGCUUCGUAGCCCGGCACCGCUCGGCAGACGUGCUCGGGGUCGCAGAUGGUGUAGGAGGAUGGAGAGACUAUGGAGUUGAUCCGUCUCAGUUCUCAGGGACUUUAAUGCGGACAUGUGAACGGUUAGUAAAAGAAGGACGGUUCGUCCCAAGUAAUCCCAUUGGAAUCCUCACCACAAGCUACUGUGAGUUGCUGCAAAAUAAAGUACCUUUGCUUGGUAGCAGUACUGCCUGCAUCGUGGUGCUGGACAGAACUAGCCACCGCUUGCACACAGCAAACCUGGGCGACUCAGGCUUUCUGGUUGUCAGAGGUGGUGAAGUUGUGCACCGAUCAGAUGAACAGCAGCAUUACUUCAACACUCCGUUCCAGCUCUCAAUCGCACCCCCUGAAGCCGAGGGAGUCGUCUUGAGUGACAGCCCGGAUGCCGCUGAUAGCACAUCUUUUGAUGUCCAGUUAGGAGACAUUAUCCUGACAGCGACAGAUGGACUCUUUGACAACAUGCCUGAUUAUAUGAUCCUUCAGGAGCUAAAAAAGUUAAAGGUGGAAAGCCAGAUGACAUCACUGUCCUUCUCUCAAUAGUGGCUGAGUAUACAGACUGACUCACCUAGGUGUCAACUCCUGCCUCUCCUUUCAUCAUCCCAAAUUCUCCCCUACCGUGUGUGCUGAUCCUGCUGGCAGGACCAUGUUUCUUUGCUACUGAUCUCAGUGGCCAGUGAUGUAAGCCUUUUGCCUGUCUUUUUGAGACCCCAUUGAGAUCUUUGUUGAGAACCACUACUGUCAUUCACUAGCUCAUAUCUGCCAGCAACAUUUGAAGAGAAUCAAGAUUUGAAGAUUGGCCUUCACUUCACAUUGUCCUUUCCAUGAUGGGAUGGAGGUUUUCAAAGCCAAAAUGUCUAUUACUUUUCAAAAACAGUUGAAGUAUUGAAAAUGAGUAAUAUUGGUAAAGUGAAUUCAAAAUUAAAAUGUGUUAAAGGGAUUUUAAAAGUCUAACACAAAUUGUAUGUUAUGGUACAUCUACUAGAAACAUACGUUAUAUAUUAUCAAAAGAUAUGUUACACGUGUACUAUACAGUCUGUGUUAUGAUUGGGUGUGGCUUUAUGUUUUCAUUAUAAACUCCUAUUUUUCAGGGGCUUAUAAUCUUGCUCUAAAACAUUGUUCUGGAUUACAAAAUCUUGAUCCGGGGAGCUUUUUUUUGGUUACAAGUUGGAAGAAAAAUUCAGUUUAGUUCUAUGUAUGCAAAUGUUUCAUGGUUUUUAAAAGAUGAUUAAUUGUGCUCCUGUGAUGAAAGUUUCAGCAGUUUAUUGGUUACUGCAUAUCACAGGCUGGUGGCCUGAUCUGCAGGGGGGUUUGGGGAGACUCCUUACCAAAAAUUUUUAAUGGAAAUAUUAUUCAAGGUUAUAAAUUCCUCAAAGCCUACAAAUUUAAUGUUACAGCUGAAAUUCCUCCCAGCUGUCUGAUAUGAUGCCCCUGUGUGGGAGCUUUAGGCCCAUAGGCCUGAUGGGUUGAGAAUGGAACAGCUCUAACUUUGAAUUUUGUUGGCCUUUGAUGGUCACGCUAUACCCCUUUUCUCACUCUCAGACCUGUUGUUAGUAGCCUUGCUUUCUAUAGAGCAUGUACCAAAUUCAGGGAGUCCAUGUGGAAAGAACACUGUGGGCAGUGACACAAGAGUCCACGAGGAAAACUCCUAGUGAUGAUAUGACAUUUGCAUUUGCCCUACACAGAAAUUUAGGGGUUUCUGAAUCAAGCUUAAUGUUUACAGUUUCCGAAUAGCCAUCUUGCAGUGUAUAGUUUCCUUAUAAAAUUACCCCACAUUCAGUUUUUCCAUUAUCUGCAAAUUCAAACUUAUUUUUAAGGUUUGUGUACAAGUCGACUGCUGUAAAGAUAUAUAUUUUUGGGUCAGUUUUUUUCCUUCAUUAACUUCGUGGUAGAAAAAUAUAUAUACUUAGAAAUCCUUAAAUUAAAGCCAUGUUUUAUAUAUGUCAGGUAACAUUGGUGUAUAGAUGAGAAUGCAAUUAAACCUAAUGAGAAUCUACUUGAGAAUAUAGAAAGUCUCUUUCUCUAAAGGAGAUACUUACUCCCUGGUUUAUUGCAUUAAAACUUAUGUUUGAGGUUACCUCAACUUGUUUUAAAAGAUUUUGUUUUGUGAAUUUGUACUGUAUAUUUGAGUAACUGUCAAGCUUUUGUUUUAUUUAAAAAUGUUUAACAUGUACCAUGUACAUGUCAUUACUAUAUUUCAAUGCAUCAUGCUUGUAACAGGCAUUUCAUUUAUAAUAAGAAUGAGUUAUUCAUUUGUAAGCCGUUCAGUAAUUUAUCUACUAUUCCUAAAUUGGCAUAAUGUUAGAUAUCUAUUUUGAAUCACCUUUAAUUACAUGUCAGAAUGCCUUAACUACCCUAACUUGACAAAACAGAAUUCUUUGGUAGAGGAGAUGGGGGGUGGGGUGGGGGGUGGAGAGAGACUCUGUUUAAAUAAUGAGAAUCCAUCGUGCUGUGAUAAAACACAGAAGCGUGAGUGGCAAGUGGCGGGGUAUUUAUUUUGCACAAACUAUUUGCAGUCUCUGUGUAUUUAAAAAGUAAAGAAAGUUGCAUCCAGAAGGGUUUUGUUGGAAGGAAUACAUUUACACUUGGGCUGACAACUUCAGUUCUUUUGUUGGGUUUUUAAUUAUUUCUGGUCAGAGGUAUGGAGCCUUAUGAUCUGGAUAUAUUUUGUAUUAAUUUUCCAAUGCAUACAUUUAAUUCCAGGUAAGAGCAGUGCUGGUCACGUCACUGGCUUUCUCUGCACUCAUCUAAACCCAUCAAACACAGUCUUCAUAAAGGUAGAUUGAUGGUGGUGUUUUACACAACUCAUUUAAUCAACUUAGUCUUUUUUGAGAAAUGAGCGUUAGAAAUUGACAAUGUGUUUGUUCCAGGGAUGUUGAAAAUAGUGGGACAAGAAUUGAGUUUCACAGGGGAACUGACUUUGGACCUGGCCUGUAGAUUUGGGACACAAAAUAUUUUCUCUUUUUUUCCCCUGCCCUUUUUGUGUUAUGCACUUAAUUUUAUGACUGUGGGGGUCUGUUGGAGUGCUGCUUAACAAGUAACUUUCCUUCCACUGUCAGUGGUCAGAGGCUGUGUAGUACCCAUACUGGAAUUUUCCAUGUCACAGGACCCAAGUCUUUGUGGGGUGUGCCUGAGAUAUACCACUUGGUGGGUCUAAUUCUGAACUUGAUGUGUUAAUUGUAUUUUAAAUCAAGCAGUAUAAACACACAUAUUGAUACAUUUGCCUCACGUAGUGGACUUUUAUAACAAAAGAGAAUUUGGAUUUCUAAUUUACAAAUGGCAAAUUAUUUAUCCCUCUCUGGAUGCACCAAAGACCAGUAAAGUUUAUAGCUUUUCCAUCUAUAUUUAUAAAGCAAUACUGUAUUAUAAAAAUCAAUAUUUUUAUCACAUGCUUGAAAUUUUUAUUUUGUUCUGUUUUAAAGUGUGCACUCUAAACAUAUCAGAACCUUAUUUCUUCCUGUGAACUUAAGCUGCCUGCGCACAAAAAAGAAUUCACCGAAUGGAUACACAGUAGAGUCCAUAGGCUCCUAAAAACUGAAAGAAGAAAUGAGGUGGGGAAAACAAGUUACUUGUCCUGAAUUACUGUACUGGCUUGACAUGGUUGAUGGGUACUAAAUCACAAAAGAAUCCAUUCCAGGUGUGCAUGUCUGGGAAUUGGGCUGUAACUAGAUUAGAAACUAGAUUUCGAGCUUUGCAUGAUGGGCGAGUGUCUUAUCACAUCGGUUGCAUUCGUUCUGGAUAGAAUAGUAGCCUUCAGUACCGCCUUCAGUACCACCAACAUACCACAUCAUGUAACAAGGCAGUAAUUGUGGGAAUUCACUGAGUCAGUUUUGAGCAUUUUGGAGAUUGUAAACAAGAUAGGCUAGAACUGUAAAUGUUUGUACUUCUGAUUAAGUUCAUGGUUCCUUGUCACCUUAUACCAGCUAUCUUUGGUAGAAGCUACAGCAUCCAAUUUUCCUGGAAACUAUCACAUUUUUGCAUUUAACAAAUUUUACAACAUCAAAAAACCAAAAUCUGCUUAUAAAACAAAAUGUGAAACAGAAAACAUUUGGAUUCUAUUGUUUAAAAAAAUUAAAUUCUUUGCAAAAUUGAAGUUCAACUAAAAAUCGACAGUGUCCAUGUCAAAAUUUUAACUGUAAGCAGGUAGUUUGUGGCAAAGAUGGCUAAAUAAUGAAGCAAGUCUGAAUUUGUGUAUACUAAUGAGCUGCUUUUUUCUGUUGAGACUAUCAUUAUUUGUCUUACCCAAGAGGCAGUGACCUGAAUUGGAUGUCUGAAGUAUAACUUAUGCAGGAAUAGUUCUGUAAAUACAUUUAAAUAAACUGUAAAGAUAUUUAAUAAAUAUAGUAUUUAUACUAA
Molecule: messenger RNA, 5239 nt
Organism: Aethalodelphis obliquidens (Pacific white-sided dolphin)
Lineage: Eukaryota; Metazoa; Chordata; Mammalia; Artiodactyla; Delphinidae
Gene: PPTC7
Product: protein phosphatase targeting COQ7
Exons: 5
Coding region: 662-1426 (254 amino acids)
Biological process (GO): protein dephosphorylation
Cellular component (GO): mitochondrion
Molecular function (GO): protein serine/threonine phosphatase activity
Source: RefSeq, a predicted model, not a curated record